GCGCGCACGUUGCUGUCACAGUAGGAAAUGCAGGCUGUAUUGGUGUUCGAGCGACACAUCUAUAUUUAUUGAUUGAGGAAUUUAAUUGAAAAUAAGGAUCCACUAUUUAGAAAUUAAAAAGUAGAACACAAUUGAUAGUCUGUUUUAGGUAAAACUGCUUCCUGUUACUAUGUCUAAGAAGAGUAGUUGGCUAGCUAACUAAGACAGAAGCCAAUUUGCUAGGCUAACAACACCAUAGCUAAAUUAUUAGCCAGAAACCUAGCAAACGUUAGCUAGCAAGCUAGGCUAAUUUGGGGGACACUGUGCCUCCUAAACUGCUCGGACGCUUUCGUUAUCCUUCUUUUCGCAUAUACGGUUUCUCCUACUUCCGAUUUAUUUUACGGAGGAGUUGAAGGAAACGGAGCUGUGGGGGGGGGGCAGCGAACAAUAACCCCAUGGGCGUCCAGCCGGACCGAUCACGACGUAGACACGCGGGCCGUGGGUGAGAUCAAACAGAAACCAUGGCCGAAAUCUCCGCCCUAAACCCCUCCCCUUCAGCUUUAGGAGAUCCUCAUGCCUCUGCAUCCACCCCCCUGCCCUCCACUGCUCUCCCCGCUCCCAGCAGCCCUACCCCAGAGUCCACAAAGGUUGCCCCCACCCCCAAAUCAUCUCUCUACAAUGACAACGCCCUAAUGGGUGCCCCCUCUGCAUCUCCUCCUAUGAGACAUGCUCCAGAAACACAUGCGCAAGAGACACCCCAAAAUCCACCCAAACCAUUUCUACCAGAAGUAGCUUUAGAGAGUCCUGCCUUUCCACUCAUAGAUGAAGAUGUGUCACAGAGGGAUGGAUUGAGAGGGAUGGGACUAGAGAGAGAGGGGACCCAAGGGUUUGCUGCCCCACGGGAGGGCAGUGACCCAGUGGGUUGGGAAAUGAUAAAUGCCCCUACAGAGCACUCUGUACCCGUCCCAAGUAAGCCAGUGGCCCAAGUGGCAGUAGAGCAGACGUUCCCUCCUCCUGAUCUUAAUCCUAGUCCUAAUCUCUACCCGAGUGUUCGCGUCACCCAGACCCUUAAUCCAGCUACUGGGGAUGCUCAGUCUGUGUUGAGCCCACCUCCAGCCCCCACAGCCCCCACUCCUACCCCUCCUCCCCCUGAUCCCACCCAAACAAUCGCAGCCCCAGAUUUAGCCCCAACUUCAGCCACAAGUCCAGCCCCAACUUCAGCCACAAGUCCAGCCCCAACUUCAGCCACAAGUUUAGCCCCAACUUCAGCCACAAGUCCAGCCCCAACUUCAGCCACAGUUCCAGUCUCAGGUCCAGUCGCUGAAGAGGAAAAAACCCUGCCGCCACAAGAAGGCGAUAACCCUCAAUCCCCCAUCCAGUCUCAGUUAGCCAACACACCCACUCCAUUCAAAAGCUUGGAGCCACCCAACAGCCCUUCCAAAGGGGUUCCUCCCAGCCCCCCUGUCCUGGUGAUCCAGGAGCCAGCUCCCCCCUUCUCCCUGCCCAACUCUCAGCCCCGUCCAGCCCUUGACACCCUCAGCUACCUAGAGUCAGCCAGCAUGAUGUCUGGCACCCUGGAGUCCCUCUCUGGGCUGGGGGAGGAUGGCAGCUCCGUGGGCUCCGACUCGGAGGUCAACGGCCAGGCCGUCAGACGCACGGACAAGUAUGGCUUCCUCGGUGGGAACCAGUACAGCGAGGACAGUGAAAAGGAUCUUAGAAUUGAUGUGGCUCGCCAGCGAGAGAUGAAGUGGCUGGAUAUGUUUAACAACUGGGACAAGUGGGUCUCCCGGCGCUUCCAGAAGGUGAAGCUACGCUGUAGGAAGGGGAUCCCCUCCUCUCUCAGGGCCAAAGCCUGGCAACUCCUGUCCAACAGCAAACAGCUUCUGGAUGAAAACCCGGGCAAAUUCGAGGAGUUGGAGAGGGAGCCAGGAGAUCCUAAAUGGUUGGACAUCAUAGAGAAGGAUCUGCACAGACAGUUCCCCUUUCACGAGAUGUUUGCGGCUCGCGGUGGUCAUGGACAGCAGGACCUGUACCGCAUACUGAAGGCCUACACCGUUUACCGUCCUGAUGAGGGCUACUGCCAGGCACAGGCUCCGGUAGCUGCUGUGCUGCUCAUGCACAUGCCUGCUGAGCAAGCCUUCUGGUGUCUGGUGCAGAUAUGUGAGAAGUAUCUUCCUGGUUACUACAGUGCCGGCCUGGAAGCGAUUCAGUUGGACGGAGAGAUCUUCUUCUCUUUGCUGAGGCGUGUGUGCCCCAUGGCCUACCGUCACCUCAAGAAGUUCAAGAUCGACCCCAUCCUGUACAUGACCGAGUGGUUCAUGUGUGUGUUCUCGCGCACCCUGCCGUGGUCUUGCGUGCUACGCGUGUGGGACAUGUUCUUCUGCGAAGGGGUGAAGAUCGUGUUCCGGGUGGGCCUGGUGCUGCUGAAACAGAUGCUGGGAUCUGUGGACAAGCUGCGGGAGCUGCAGGGCAUGUACGAGACCAUGGAGCGUCUGAGGAACAUCCCCCCCGAGUCUAUCAGAGAGGAUCUUCUGGUGCAUGAGGUCGUCUCCAUGGAAGUGACCGAGGCCCUGAUAGAGAGGGAGUGCAGUGUCCAGGUCAGGAAGUGGAGAGAGUCCCGGGGGGAGCUGACCCACCAGCCUAGCCGCCGUCUUCACGGGACCAGGGCCAUCCAUGAGCACAAGCGUCGGGCUGCCUCCAUCAGCUCAGGAGGCAGCUUCUCCUUCCUCGGGGCCCCCCCUCCCGGUCCCCUCAGGGCCUCCUCCAGCCUGCUCUCUCUACCCGGCUUCCGCAAGUCCAAGUUCCCUUUCCCAUCCAAGGCCAAAAAGGGCUCCUUCUCCGGGGGCUCAGGAAUGGAGACCUUACCUCCACAACACCCCUCUGUAGCAGCCUCCAGCCCUAGCCGGGCUCCCAUCCACACACCACCACCACCACCCAUGUCUGUGGCUGGAACCAAGGCACGGGCGCCUCAAAGCCCUCUGGCGGUGUCCUCUCCCGGCGGCUCCUCAUCCACUACCGCCCAGGCCUCGCCAGGAUCCUCAGCACAGGCUCACCCUGGGGCCCCUGCUCUGACCCAGCAGCCCCAGCCUCCCCGCCUCUCCCCCUCCUCCAAGGUGGUCUCUGAGCAGGUCACCCCCACCCUCCCCUCGCCCACCGCCAAUAACGCGGUGCUGCCGCCCCGCCCGGACGGAGGAAGAGGAGCAGCAGCACCAGGAGAGGAAGAAGACGGGAAGAAGAAGAAAAGGAGCAAGGAUGACAAGAAGAAGGAGAAGGAGGAGGAGAAGCAGAAACUAAAGGAGAGGAAGGAGAAGGAGAAAUCUGAGAAGGAGAGACAGAGGAAGGAGAAAGAGAGGGCGGAGAAGGAGAAGAAGAAGGAGAAAGGGGGGAAGAAAAAGGACAAGGUGGGUGGAGGAGGAGGAGGAGAGGCGGAGGAAAAUAAUGGAGGCGCUGCACCAAGAGAUUCGACCUAGUUUCUUCCCCGUCGUUCCAGUUGAGUGAAAAAGGGGAGAGAACAAAAGACCCCCAGAAGUGGAAAGAAGGUGAGGGGGGGGGGGAUCGACGGGAUGGUACUACACCCUGAAGAAUACUCAAAGGAUUAUUAUGGAACAAACUGGAUCGUGGUUUUAUUAGCACUCAGGGGCUUAAGCCUCGUCACUCCCACACUUUCUUAAUCAACGAGUCGGAAUUUGUUCGAGGGGGGACAUAUUUUGUUUGUGUAACUGGAAAAACAGGCUGUAUGGCUAACAGGAUCCACACGGUCAUCAUCUCAAUUUCUUUUAAAGUUUGAAUUUAAAUCUUGUUUUUAUUUGGACUAAUGGCUGUGGAGCGAUGAUAAGCAGGUUAGAAGGUGUUGGACAGAGUCGAUGGUGCCAUAGGUUGUGUAAAUAGACCACCUUAUCCACGGUGGAUCCUUGGUUCCCCACUUACAGUUCAAUCUCUCACCUGUUGUCAAGGCCUGGAAGAAAAGGAAGAGAAAAAAAACUGUUUAAAUGUCUCAAUUACAGGCACUGAAGACAGUGAUGGUAGUAAUAUUGUAAUUGUAUGUUUGGGAGGAAAUAUUUAUUGUAGUGUUAAGUGUUUGUGUGUGAGUGUGCCUUAGUAGUGAAGUGAAAUGUGUUACUGUUCUGUGUUGUAGCCCUCUCUCUGCUCUCUGCUCUCGCUCUGUCUCGUCUGAUCGUCCUCUGGUCCACCAUCGUGUUCACUCCCUCUCAUUUCAGAAUAGGAGGAUGAUAGUGGGUCAGGUUAACAGAGAGCCACACUGGGAUAAAUAGGGGAAGGCGGCAAUAGAGGUGUUAACAACCAGAACCUGGAAACUUGCAUGGAUAGUUCCUGACUAUUGGUUAAAUGUACUGUACUGUACAUAUGUAUAGUGUCCCUGACAACAAACACACUGGGAUAAUUUCAAUGGUUUAUCUUGUUGUAGCAGCCUUCUGUUAGAUAUUCUUGCAGUGAUAGAUGAUUAGAUUUGGCUUCUCGUCAGUGAACAAUGGCCCACCAGUUACCAUGACUGGUCUUAAAGUGUACUAUCAGUAACUACCCUGGAUUUGCCCUUUAGACCAAAUGUCAAAACAGUAUUUUCUUUUUUCUUUUCUUGCUUUUAGGGAAAGGAAAUGUAUAUAAAUUAUAUAUUUUUUAAUUAGCCAAAUAAGGGUGAUGAUUUUAUUAGCCCAUUAGAAUGUGAUUUUUGAUAGCUUUUUUUUUUCCAUUUCUUUGUGAACGAAGGAUUACCAAUGUAUUAUUAUUUGUUUUUGUUUGUUGCACAACCCCAUCAUAUAGCACCACUAAAGUUGACCACUCCUAUUCUGGCAUGUUAUUGCAGAUCUUGAGUCACUUCUGGUUAGCUCGUUUCACCUCCUGAAUCUGGGCCUUUAGUACCCCUCUCUAGGGGUGUGCCAAUGUACUGUAACCGACCCUUCAGGCUCCAAUGUAUUUAUGUAUAAAGUUGGUUAAUUUAAUCAGAUUACUAUAUAUUAUGUAUUCUUUAUUUUGGAUUUGACUGCUAUUUUUGUAUGUGAGCAAAGGACACCUUAUUGACUGGAAUGGCUGCCUGUCAUAGGUAUUAUUAACGUCUAAGGUAAGAUGAUCGUAACAAAAACGACUGCUCUUGUUUAUUUCGAGAUCGGGACUGUUUUGUUUUCGGUAUCAGACACUUACACAACAAACCAUGUGUUAAUUUCAUAAAUCACAUUUUGGGUCAUAGAUCUUUGUCAUUUUAGGUUCACCAGUCAUUUGUUGAACUCCAGUGUUAAACCCGUCUGUCUAGGGGAAGAAUGGAGAAUUGGCCACAAAUGAAAACGUUUGGAUUAGCAUUGUAAGUGUAUGCAUUUAUGGAUUCAAAGGUCGUAGAUGUACUGUUGAAGGUAUCAGACUGUGUAGUGACUACAUAUAGCCACUAGGUGGUGCCCUCAGCUCUGGAAGGGUGUGUAACAGAAUAACUGCACAUGUAGGUCCUUCUCUACAGUAUAAUUUAACCAUUGUAAUGACUUAUGGACUAACUCCCUAGCUCAUUCACACUCAGUGUGUUCUCUAACCUAUUUGUGCAUACUCCAGGUGGUACUGUCUGCAGUCUGUUUGAUGGACUGUGCUAGAUGGUUACUGUAAAGCCACUAGGCGAAGUUGAUAGACUUGAAGAGUGGUCUUCUGUACUGUUUUUGUGAUGGAAGUGUGAGGGACUUUUACGUAAUCAUAGGCGAAAUGUCCUCCCUAUGGACUGCUAAGGUUGUCACUUACUACAUGUUGUUUAACAACCCCAGACUCACCUUGCUAUUUCACCCGCCUCUUUCACUUACCGUUUUUGCAUCCAGUCCUUCCGGAAUCGCCAUUGGGGUGUGAUCGCUCAGUGAAGGCGACGUGAACAUGUCUAUGCAACCUUACUCAAAGCACAGGACUUUGCAAAGCAGCACUGAUUUCACCUUUAGGGAUGCAGCAUCUGCUGUCUGCGCUGGCAUCAGCGGAGAUCGUGAUGGUUCCGUAGAUCCGAGCACUCUUGAAAAUUCAGGAGCCGGUUAGGACAUGGCAAUAUUUCACCAUGCAGGGCCUCAGUGUUCUAGAGAUAUGUCAUAGGUUCUUGAUUUCUUCACAAGUCUUCACGGGAAAUUGAAAGUUAUCUUGUUGAAGGGAGGCGGAAUCAGCAGUGACAUUUAGGUUCUAAAAUCUGCUUGAUUGCUGUCUAUCGGGAAGGUCCCAAUGAUUCAUUUCUCUUUAAGUAUUUUAUUUCUUUAAUGUAUUUUCGUUUGUUCCCACCUCUCCCCCUCUAUAUGUAUGUCUUCAGUGUUUUUACGUUUACAAGAAACUGUUUUGGUGGAGAAAAAAAAAGAAUAAAAUCAUAGAUAAUUGAGUUCAUUCCCUAACUGCAGAAUAAGAUCUACAUUAUGUAUUUAAUAAAUAAUGAUGACAGUUGUGAUGACGAGUAAUAAACCAUAAUAUAUUAAAG
Molecule: messenger RNA, 6412 nt
Organism: Hypomesus transpacificus
Lineage: Eukaryota; Metazoa; Chordata; Actinopteri; Osmeriformes; Osmeridae
Product: TBC1 domain family member 10B-like
Exons: 10
Coding region: 501-3449 (982 amino acids)
Source: RefSeq, a predicted model, not a curated record